GCGGGCUUUAGUGGACAGUGUGGCAUCCACAGCUUCUGGACGCUCUCGGCGCGUCCGCCUCCGCGCAUUGUUCUCGGGAGCAGUGGCUCCGAGUGCCAGCGGCUCGCCCUAGCCAGGUGCCCGGGGACCCGGGCUCUGUGGAGGUCGUCCCUCUUUACCCCCGGAGAGAAGCAAGAGGAAGGGCGGUCUGUGCCGAUCGCUCUGGCAACUCCCUGCGCCCCAGGGGCCGGUGCGGAUGGAAGGGCUUUGGGAGCCUGGUUCCUGAGAUUACGCUUGCUUGAGGUUGCUCGCUGGGAUUGAGAAAGAGCAGCAGCAGGUCGAGAAAGGCGGAACGAAGAAGCACGCUUGUGUCUCACUGGGGAAGAGCGUCACGCCCCCUCCCCCUAAGAAAAUCCCCCUCCAAAAGGAGCGAGCCAGUGAGCGAGCGAGCGAGCGAGCGCUCACACUGCCGAGAGGGCUGCUGCUGGUGGGAAGGAUUGUCAGUUGCCUCACCUGGUGUUUAAGGAAAACAUGCCUCAGACUCCUCCCUUUGCCGUGAUGUUUGACAGCAAUGGAUAUAACCGGCCCCUGUAUCAGUCUAAAGAAGAUAGCUGUGAAGGAUUGUAUUACCAUGACAACAACUUGCUAUCAGGAUCCCUGGAAGCCCUCAUCCAGCACUUAGUACCCAGUAUAGACUAUUAUCCUGAUAGAACAUAUAUAUUUACCUUUCUACUCAGUUCUCGUUUGUUUAUGCAUCCAUUUGAACUAAUGGCCAAAGUUUGCCAUUUGUGCGUUGAGCACCAGAGGUUAAGUGAUCCCAGCUUGGACAAGAGCCAAAUUCGAAAAAUUGCACCCAAAAUUCUUCAGCUCCUGACGGAAUGGACUGAGACAUUUCCAUAUGAUUUUCGAGAUGAAAGAAUGAUGAGGAAUUUGAAAGACCUCACCCAUCGAAUAGCCAGUGGCGAGGAGACGUACAGGAAGACCGUUCAGCAAAUGAUACAGGGAUUGAUCCGAAAGCUCGCUACUCUCGGCCAGUAUGAGGAGGUCCUUGCAAAAAUUAAUUCCACAUCCACAGAUCGGCUUACAGUUCUCAAGUCCAAACCUCAGUCAAUACAAAGAGAUAUAAUUACCAUCUGCAGUGAUCCUUAUACAUUAGCACAGCAACUGACUCACAUAGAGCUGGAGAGGCUCAAUUAUAUAGGACCAGAAGAAUUUGUCCAGGCGUUUUUGCAGAAGGAUCCUUUGGACAACAACAAGAGUUGUUAUGAUGAGCCAAAAAAGACGCGAAACCUUGAAGCUUACGUGGAAUGGUUUAAUCGACUCAGCUACUUGGUUGCCACUGAAAUCUGCAUGCCUGUGAAAAAGAAGCACCGAGCAAGAAUGAUUGAAUAUUUCAUUGAUGUAGCCCGGGAGUGCUUCAACAUUGGCAACUUUAACUCCUUGAUGGCAAUAAUAUCUGGCAUGAACAUGAGCCCUGUCUCCCGGCUAAAGAAAACCUGGGCCAAAGUGAAGACUGCCAAGUUUGACAUUCUCGAGCAUCAGAUGGACCCUUCGAGCAAUUUUUAUAAUUACCGAACAGCUCUCCGAGCAGCAGCACAAAGGUCUUUGACAGCUCACAGCAGCAGAGAGAAGAUUGUGAUCCCCUUCUUCAGCCUCUUUAUCAAAGAUAUCUACUUCCUCAAUGAGGGCUGUGCGAAUCGCCUUCCAAAUGGUCAUAUUAACUUUGAGAAAUUCUGGGAGCUGGCCAAACAAGUGAGUGAAUUUAUGAUAUGGAAGCAAGUAGAGUGUCCCUUUGAGAGAGAGCGGAAGACGUUGCAGUAUCUGCUCACUGUUCCGGUCUUCAGUGAGGAUGCUCUUUACCUGGCUUCCUAUGAAAGCGAAGGCCCAGAAAACAACACAGAAAAGGACAGAUGGAAGUCUCUAAGGUCCAACUUCUUAGGCAGAGCUUAAUGUGAGAGAUGCUGAUAUCCACUGCUGUAGCUAACACCAUCACUGCUGCGUAUUAGCUCCUUCGGGUACACAUCACAUCAUCAUUGCUGUUUUCGGCAUCCAGUGGUAGGAAAGUGAUGGGUAUCCUGAACCCAGCAGAUGGAAGGAGGACCUAUGUGAAUCAAGAAAGCAAAUUCAUUUGAGAACAAAGAGAGAAUGGACUUCUUGCAGAUGACAGAUUGAGUUAUCAUGUGUGAGACUCAUACACAGACUGAGGGCAGCUUUGAUAGAAUCUUCUCAAACUGUUGGAAUUGCCAUGUGAUUCAUCUUUCUUGGACUCUUUGUGGGAAUGAGUCACUGUACUAAAAGAGAGAGAGAGAGAGAGAGAGAGAGAGAGAGAGAGAGAGAGAGAGUGUCUAUGUCUACAUGCACCCUUUUGAAUUAUUUGGAUUGAAGAUUUGCUGCUAAUGAGACAUGCCAAGGCUCAAUGCUGACUCAUAGAAAGUUAUUCACUUAAGAAAGAAAGAAAGAAAGGAAGGACAAAACCUCCAGCUAGAAGACCAUGCUCAAUAAUCCGAGAAGCUUGGCUUAAUCAAUAUUGACAGAGAAAGACUGGGCCAAUGCUGUCUACUGAGUUUAUUUCAGUUGGGUGUAUGAUGUGCUGUGUUUUUUGUGGGUUUCCCCCAUCCCAUAAGGUAUUGAGUUGGCUGCUGGUUAGCAAACUCAUUUUUACUAAUAUAAAUUAUUUAAAAUAAUAAUGAAGUUUAAUACUGUGGCAUGGAAGAUGGCCACUAGAAAACUAUCAUUUGAAGCUGGACUAUUUGAUGUACUAGAAGGUAGUUUUAUUUUCUUCUGAGCUGAUUACAGAUCACCACUAUGUUCUACAUUAUUUCUUCAAUAGUCUUUUGUUAAUCAUAAUUUUCCAUGACAGCUAUUUCUUUUCCUGUGUAAGUUCAAACAAUUUUACUUUUCUGAAAGAUUCUCCUGGAGUACCCAAUACAUCUAAAAUACAUAUUA
This is a messenger RNA of Trichosurus vulpecula (common brushtail), 2925 nucleotides long. RefSeq names its product RasGEF domain family member 1B (gene RASGEF1B). Gene Ontology annotation, cellular component: plasma membrane. The transcript is spliced from 14 exons. Gene Ontology annotation, biological process: Ras protein signal transduction; positive regulation of GTPase activity. The record is from RefSeq and is a predicted model, not a curated record. Gene Ontology annotation, molecular function: guanyl-nucleotide exchange factor activity. The coding region runs from base 511 to 1929 and encodes 472 amino acids. NCBI's taxonomy places the organism in Eukaryota, Metazoa, Chordata, Mammalia, Diprotodontia, Phalangeridae.